AUGGCGGGCCUCGGCGGGGCCCGGGCGGCGGAGUACGCCGAAGAGGGCGAGGACGACGACGAGGAGGAAGAGGAGGCACGCCGAGGCGCCGCCGCGGGCUCCCCGGGGUCCAGGCUGCCCCCCAUCGCGGGCGCCGCCGCGGAAGUGACCCGACGGAAAGUGAAGAAGAAAAAGAAGAAGAAGAAGACUAAGGGAUCGGGCAAGGGGGACGAUAAACAUCACACUCGAGCCCUGAAGAGUCAGCCUCAGCCUCAGACACUAUCAUCGUCCCUCUAUGACAUCUUAAAUCCCAGAAAAGACCAUGGCCCGAGGGCAGAGCCCAGACUGGACAAGGAGGAGAACAAACACAUCCCUCCCUACGCCUGUGCAAUGAGUUUUUCCCACUUUGCCAAAAUAGACGAGAGCCUUCCAAACCAGGUCAAUGAGAGUCUGCGCUGGGACGGGAUUCUCACCGACCCUGAGGCAGAAAAAGAAAGAAUUCGCAUCUAUAAAUUGAACCGGAGAAAGCGGUACCAGCUUUUCGCCCUGAAGGGCUCCCCCUCGGGCUCCAGCUCCCCCAGCUCCGAGGAGAGCCCAGAGAACUUACACUAUCUCUCAGACAAAGACUGCAGCCCCGGCAGCAAGCAGCCCACUUGCAAAGGCGACCACCAGCAUGGCUACUUUGAAGGAAAACUUGCAACCAGGCUCCCACAGCCAGAGUCAGCCACUGCUCAGCUAGAGUGAAAAGUGCCUGCCGUGCUGCCAGGCUGCUUCUUGCCACCGCUUAUAUGUUACAAUCAGAAUAAACAUAAAGUGCCAGAAGGCAUGUUUC
Molecule: messenger RNA, 811 nt
Organism: Jaculus jaculus (lesser Egyptian jerboa)
Lineage: Eukaryota; Metazoa; Chordata; Mammalia; Rodentia; Dipodidae
Gene: Liat1
Product: chromosome 9 C17orf97 homolog
Exons: 2
Coding region: 1-723 (240 amino acids)
Biological process (GO): protein arginylation
Source: RefSeq, a predicted model, not a curated record